Molecule: messenger RNA, 3957 nt
Organism: Limulus polyphemus (Atlantic horseshoe crab)
Lineage: Eukaryota; Metazoa; Arthropoda; Merostomata; Xiphosura; Limulidae
Product: ribosomal protein S6 kinase delta-1-like
Exons: 15
Coding region: 161-3292 (1043 amino acids)
Biological process (GO): protein phosphorylation
Molecular function (GO): phosphatidylinositol binding; ATP binding; protein kinase activity
Source: RefSeq, a predicted model, not a curated record
GUCGGUGUUUGGGAUUACAAUGCGGUUAACUGUGAAUUUUAAUGUAAUAGAUAGAUUGAGGCCACUGUGUGGGAAUUGUUGAUGAAGAUCUGUGGGUCAUGAUAACUGCCUAAGAUACAACUUGAACUUAUAAAUCAUUUCUAACAACAGUAGAAAAGAUAUGGCUGUAUAUAAAACUAAGAAACAAGAAGAUCCGUGGGUUCGAGUAUUUGAUGUCACAGAACCGACUGGUCAUGAGAAAGGUUACACCAUAUAUAAAGUUAUAUCAAAAGUUUUUCCAAAGAAUUCUUUUGAAAGUGUCUCUCAGAUAAUUGUGUGGAAACGAUAUAAUGAUUUCAAAGUACUGCAUAAAGCUCUUUUAACCAUUCACCGCAACCUUCAUUUAAAGGGAAAAUUUCCUCCAUUUGCCAAGUCCACAUUUUUUGGACGCUUUGAAGGAGAAAUCAUUGAAGAACGAAGGAAGAGUGCAUUGGCACUUUUAGAGUUUGCUGCUCAGUAUCCUCCAUUAUUCACAAGCCAAAUUUUUGUUAAGUUUUUUGAGGGUGGUGAAAAAGUCAGGAUUCAGUCAGAGCUUAACUCAACACUAGAUCCUCCUCUCCUGCCAGCCAAGGUGACAUCUUCCACACCAUCAAAAACUUCCUGUCCUGAUAUUAGCUCUGAACCAUCAGAAAUUGACACUCUUCUUGGAGGAAUCUGGCAACAUAGAAAGGCUAUUGAUGAUAUUAGUCUAAGUUCACAUCCUACUGAAGAUGAACUGGGUGAAGAAGAAGAUGAUGAUGACAGAACUACUUUUACCGAUGGAAGUUCAACACUAAGCACUCCUCUUCCAAGUUCUGAACUUGCCUUUUUUGAUCCUUUACCUGAAGUUCAUAUCACUGAAGAACACACAGAAGUAAGCAAUACCUGGCUUCUGUCAGCCAUCGAAGCUUGUUCUCGUCUGGAUCAUUCUAUUUCAGAAGAUCACGGUUCUCCCGACCCCAACUCUUUUUCAUUUCCUAGACCAUUUGAUGAUGGUGAAGAGGUAGAAAGCUCCUCAGUAACAGACAUAGACGUCAUUCCAAUAAAAAGUCAGAAGGAAGACAAUAAUAUUUCAAGCUCUGACUUCCCAACUUCCCAUGCAGUCCCAUCGUGGAAAGAGUUUGAUCCUCUAACUACUAAUGUUACUUCAUCAGAGUUUGAAGCUGAUUCCCAGCUUAAAGUUACCAGUCCUGUAGAACCACCCACCUUGACUCCUCUUUCACCUAUUGCCUCUAAUCUGGACUUUAUCGACAGAAACAACUCCAAGUACUUAACUAAUGCAGCAGAAGAAAUAAGUUGUGCCCAGCAGUGUGAAGCUGUAGGAGAUUUUACACAUGCCUUUGCUUUCUACAAAACAGCAAUAGCUACACUACUGGAAGGAGUUCAAGCCGACAAGAACACGGAAAGAAGAGAUGCGGUCAGAAGAAAAAUCAACCAAUAUUUGGUGAGAGCUGAAGAAAUCUAUAAUAAAUACCUAGCUGAAAAAGUACAGGAUCACAAGAGGUGGGCAGUGGACAGUCGACUCUCACCUGCAACUGUCCUCAACACCACCAUAAACUCCUUGAGGGCUCCAUUCCAUGAACUUAGUAAAUAUAAAGUGCUCGGAGCCAUAAGGAAAGUACUUCUAGUUCUUGACACAACAAACAACUCAACGUAUGUGAUAAAGACCUUAUAUAAGAGCCCUACCCCUACUGCUAGUCAAUUCCCUAACAUUGUGCCCCAGGAAGUCCCAUACAUGGUGGAACUGUACAAAGUUUAUGAGACAGACUAUGCCUUGUUUCUUGUGCUUCAGUAUGCUACUGGGGGAAGCUUGUGGGAUUACAUCUGUUCUUACAUACAGAGAAGUCCCUUGUCUCCAUGCUUUGAUUGUGUAGACAGAGAUUUCACUGGAGAUGAGGAACUGAAGCAUUCAUCUGCCUGUAAAAGUUUGGUGGAGAAUGUCUACUCUGGACGAAAACUGGCUAACGUUCUGGAAGUGGAGUGCUCAACUCCUGCAGUUGCUACCAAAUCUGGGUCUUCUGAUGAUGCCGACCUUCAGGCUUCACCAGAGUGUCCUCCUAGUUAUGUUGCUCUCUUCACUAAGUAUGCAGCUUCGUCAGCACCACGUGUUAGCCUUGCAAAAUGUAACUUGAUUGUAAGUGACGUUGGAGAUGAGACGGAUGACGAUGUUCCACCUGAAGAUAUUGCUCUAAUCUAUGAAAACUCGUCUGUCCGGGAACGUUCGGUGCAUGAUAGCUCAUCACAAGAUACUUUACAAAACUCCAGUGAGCUCUGUAACUUGCAGAGAAGUAGUAAUGAUAAUGUGCUUGAACAGCUAAUUCACAAGUCAAAGUCAUUGUUACAAAGUGUUGACACAACAAUUCAAGCUAGUGCUCAUGGUCCAGGUGUUGAUCCUCUAACACCAACUAGAAACACCCAACAACACCAAGAUAUAAACAGUGUUCAUUGUGAUAUUAUUGAAAGUGUUGAACAGACAGAAGAGGAUUUUGUUUCUGCAAGACAUCAUACCAGUGGAUCUAAUGGCAUAUCAAGUUGUGUGGAUGAGAAACCAGCAGAAGUAGAAAAAAUAGAAAAAACAGAUCUACAUAUCACAUUUAGUCAGAAGUCCCAUCAUUCGCCAGCCUCUGACCAUCAUUUACGCCGAGGGCGACCCAGAAGGUCCUCUUCGACUGGCAGUCUGGAGCUCACUCUCUCCCAGCGUGUGAGACAUUUUUCAGAUGUUUUUCAAGAACUAGAUGCAGCAGUGACUCAAGCAGCAUUAGAUCCCCCUCAUCUUCCUGAAUCCUGUGUUCGACAGUGGAUAGCCGAACUUGUGUCUGUUGUGGCGGAAUUGCAUAAGUUAGGGAUGGUCUGUCAGGACCUUCACCCAGACAAUAUAUUACUUGGAGAACGAGGCCAUAUCUUGUUAACUUACCAGUGCCAGUGGAAUCGAGUGGACAAACCUGUAAAUAAACAUGCUUGUGAUAAACUGUAUGCUGCACCAGAGGUGGGAAGUAUCUUUGAGGUUACCUCAGCUUGUGAUUGGUGGAGUGUGGGGGCCUUAUUGUUUGAAAUGCUUACUGGUCGGGCUCUGUAUUCUUGUCAAUCUGGUGGUAUCACCUCUCACACCACUAUAAACAUUCCUAGUCAUGUGUCUGUAGAAGCCCAAGAUUUGCUAAGAAAGUUGCUCAAGUACAGUCCCUCUGAAAGACUUGGGGCUGGACCUCAUGGAUUAGAUGACAUUAAAUCUCAUCCAUUUUUUGCCAAGAUCAACUGGAGCUCUAUGGAAACAUGACAUAUCUUCCUGACAUCUGCAUAUUUUUAUAUAUACAUAUAUCUUAAAGAAUUAGACAACAACAGGAUGGGAAAGAUCAUGAAAUGCACCUUAUCUACUUAGAGAAAAAAAAAAUUACUAUGUUGCCUUGUACAAUUCAUCAUUUAGUGAUCUAAAAUGUCACAUGUUUACAAAAAAUUUACUUUAUUUGACCAACAUAUGUUAGUUACAUUAUUAGGAUUUUAAUUAUUUUUUUCAUUUACAUAUUGUACAAGUUUUAUAUUAUUGUUAUAAAUACCAGCAAAAUAAGAAGCUUAAUCAAAACUUUGAGCAAUUUGUAAAUUUAAUAUAUAAAAUAUGUUAGUUAACAGCUUAGUGGCAAAUUCUUAUUUUUUUUUAUCUUAAGUAAAAUUUUGACAUUAACUUUCUGACUUUUUGAUAUACGACUAUAACUUUGAAAAGGUCCAUAUGUAUAUUCUAGAUAUUUAGUGUUCUAUUUUAGAUUAUUACUCUUCAGAUCGGUUUUAUUUUCAACAAGGUUGUUUUUUUAUUGAAAUGACAGAAGCAUCAUAAGAUAAAGCUAAGACAAAUGAAGAUUUACAUAUGACCUAAAUGCCUCCUUACAGAGACUAUCGUUCCAUGUUUGUAAAAAGGUGAAAAAUAUAUUUUGCAAAAAAAAAAGAAUA